AAACAAUUGAAAUGCUUCUGUAGUUUUUGUUGUGAUUUUGCCGGGAAGGCUAUUCUCCUGAAAAUUGCUUGUGAUUUUUCGAGAAAAUGUCCCUUUUCCCGGCUUAUUCCGGCACAGCCAGUAAUGAAAAUCCCGAGAAAAAUCAAGGGAAAGAAGAUUGGCUGUCCAACACGAGUUUUGUGCCUCUGAACUUUGCUGAGAAAGCCCAAGAGGCAUCUCCAUCUCCUGGUCCAUCAACAGCAGCUACUUCGGAAGUAUCCAAGACAUCGGAAAAGAAAAAGAAGAAGAAAAAGAGCAAAAAGAAAGAUGAAAACCAGAAAGAAGAAGUGCCAGAGAUUGUCUUGGAAUUCACUGGACAGGAAAAUUUCUAUGUGGACAAGACAAGUGCAAUUGGGUAUUUGAGAGUGGAAAAAUUGUACAAUCCUGCUUGUCCGAGGUACAACAUAUCCAGGAGUACCCUGGGGAAGCCCCCAAGGAGUCAGCCUGGCAAGUAUAAGAGGUACUUUGCGAGGAAGUCCAAGAAAUCUGACCAAGUGCCGGAUCAGGAAGGAAAGUAUCAGCUGACGGAGGAAGAAUUCAUGGAAAAGAACAAAGAGUUCAAUAAAGUGGUUCGAGAACAUCCCAGCAACAUUGAAAAAUGGGUGGAAUUUGUGGAAUUUCAGUCUCUGACUCCCAUGAAAUCAUCCACAACGAAAGUGAGCAUUGCCGAACGCAAAAUGGGCAUUCUGGACAAGGCCCUGAGCUUAAAUCCAACCAAUGAGAAACUCUAUUCUGUCUAUGUGGACACAAUUGUUGCGGUAUUCCCUUCAUUCGAGGUCACCAAGAUCCUGGAGAAGCUCAUUGCCAAGGAUGCUGUCAGUUACACUCUCUGGAAUGCUCAGAUUCUGGCCACGCAGGGAUCAAUGGCGCGUUGUGUGGUUCCGGAUGUCCUGGCCCUCUAUGACAAAUGCAUGAGUACGAUGUACAGGAAGCACAGGAACGACGCCACAAUGCUAAAAUUCUUCACAAGUUGCGCCUUCUUCCUGCGUCAGGCUGGUCUCCUUGAACAGUUUUUCGCCCUUGUAAAAUUAGCCCUUGAGCUAAAUGUCUCCCCGGAUAAAUUUUCCGGAAUAGAUCCCCUGGAAGCUGAUCAGAACACCCUCGUGGAAUAUGAGGAAGUUGUUCUGAGCUCGGGACUUCCGAUGAAUGAAAUUUGGUUGCGUAUUGAGAAGCUCAGGACGAGUUUUAACUUUCUCCCUUGUCCUGCGGGCAUGAGCUGCACGGAUCCUCAGCGUUCGGUAUUCAAUGAGGAUGUAUGUCACUUUAUCUAUCCACUGAUUAAUCACAGCAAUUCUCUGGAACUGGUCUUUAUAAUUUUGAGACUCCUGAAGGUUCCGCUGCCGAUUUAUAAAGCAUUCUGGGGUGAUUGUGGUUCACUGUUGGACCUCGAUGCGCCCGAAGAGAUGUUGAGUUUCCUGCUGUACUGUGAUUUCAUGCAGGAUGAACUGAUCAGGGAGUCCACGGUGAAUUUGAUCCGGGAACUUGCUGUUGGUCCGAGUUUCAUGAGUAGUUGGAUUGGGAGUGAUAUUUAUACGAAAGUUGUAGGAGAGAUAUUACUGAGACUGGCUGAUUGUCACUCUGGACGUCAGAGGGUAGUUUUUGUGAUGCUCUGGAUGCACUUUCAGCGGAUUUUGGUGAUAAUUGAUCGGUUGGAGGGCAAGUUGGAUGGGAAUCGGAUGAAAAGCUACAGGCGUGGUAUAAAGAAUGAACUGAAAAAAGAGGAGAAUCGCAAUGAGAUCAAUUACUUCACUGAAUAUGGGCUAAUUGAGUAUGAAAUGGGCGGAAGGGCUACUGCUGAAGCUGUCUUCGUUGGAGCUACUGAAAAUUCCGAAGGAGCUCUCAAUGGGGAUAGAUUCUACGCCGGCGUUAGUUUCUGCGAGAUGUGGCUGAAGGAGCGGGAGAUGGAAAAAGCUCUAGAGGCAAUUUCAAAGUUGUCAAUUGGGAUUGAAAGUCCUGAUAAUCACCAGAAAUUGCUGAUUAUCAAGAAAUUGCAAGAUCUUCAGGCCAAUCUUGUGGCUGUUGAGAAGAAUUCUGAAGAAAUGGGCAAGGAGGCCAUAAUUCUUCCGGAUUAUCUGGGAAAUGUCAUUAAGGCUAAUGCAUAUGGAUUGUUCUUGGUGAAAUCUGUCAAAGAAGCUCUCAAUAUGAUGCAGUAUCUAAAGAGAGUGUUUAUAGAGAAGAAUCCCCGGCAUUUGUUUGUCCAGGAGCGGCUGCAUGAACUGGAAGCGAAUCUGGAGAUCCUGAGAGGAUGCGGAAGAAAGUUUGACAGUUGUGCAGAAGCUGUCAAGUAUUUUCCGGAAAAUAUUUUCCUCCAUAAAUGCCUGAUUGGACCAAUAUCGACACCCUGGUACAAAUUGAAGGGUGCUCUGAUGAAAUGUUCAACUCCUCAGUCGAUACUCAUGCUGACUGUGGCUGCCCGGACGCGGCAUGCUGCCCACGCGGAGGAGGAUCAAGCACUGCAUCGGAGUCAGCAGCUGCGAGUACUAACGGCCAUCAGGAUGGUGACUGGUGCUGACGGGAUUCUACGAAAGAAUCCUCUAAUGUGGCGCAUCCAUUUACGCAGCGCGUACGAACUAGAAGCCACACUUCAUCAGUGUCGCAAUGUUCUCUUUGCUGCUCUCGAUGAGUGCCCAUGGAAUAAAUCUCUGUACCUGGAUGGGGCGGUUUAUGUGCCGCACGAACUCACCCAACUACAGGAUCUCAUCAUUGAGAAGCAGCUGCGAAUUUAUGCCCUGCCAGAGGAACUGGAAAUUCUCCGUAGCGAAGAUGGGGAAUUGAAUCAUUGAAGAAUGUAAUCAUGAUGCUGUGGACUGCUUCAAAGAAUUUUUUAAGGAAUUCCCCAUUAUUGAUAGAAAGGUAUGUUUCUUUUGGUAAAUAUUAAGAGAAAUUUAUUUAUUAUUUGGAAUAAAAUGAAACAUGAAGUAUGACUAAAA
Molecule: messenger RNA, 2969 nt
Organism: Phlebotomus papatasi
Lineage: Eukaryota; Metazoa; Arthropoda; Insecta; Diptera; Psychodidae
Exons: 4
Coding region: 87-2822 (911 amino acids)
Biological process (GO): regulatory ncRNA-mediated post-transcriptional gene silencing; negative regulation of RNA catabolic process
Cellular component (GO): catalytic step 2 spliceosome
Source: RefSeq, a predicted model, not a curated record